Messenger RNA from Parnassius mnemosyne (clouded apollo), 672 nucleotides. Lineage: Eukaryota; Metazoa; Arthropoda; Insecta; Lepidoptera; Papilionidae. The record is from the annotation of a GenBank genome assembly.
AUGGAAAGGAGGAUAAAGUUAAAAACACUUAAUAGUCACAUUACAUGUAAAAUUUGCCGUGGGUACUUUAUCGACGCGACAACGGUCACAGAGUGUCUCCAUACAUUUUGCAAGAGUUGUCUGGUUAAACACUUGGAAGAGAAUAACACAUGUCCAACAUGCAACAUUGUGAUCCAUCAGUCUCAUCCCCUCCAGUACAUAAGCUUUGAUAGGACAAUGCAGGAUAUUGUUUAUAAAUUAGUGCCCGAUUUACAGGACAAUGAAAUAAAACGCGAGAGAGAUUUUUAUCGUGCUCGUGGUCUACCAUGUCCCAAAGAUGCGGCUCUUGCUGCUGACAAACCUGGAGCAGGAGAUGAACCUGAUCAGCCAGACAACACUGACUGUCAUAGAAAGGAUGAACAGGUUAAUGUCUGCUUGGAGUGCAUAUCCACGUCAUUACGUACCCUAAAGCGCAGUUUUAUAAGGUGUUCUGCGCAAGCCACAAUAACACAUCUCAAGAAAUUUGUAGCUAAGAAAGUAUUGAAUGGAAUGGAGAAGUAUAGAGAAAUUGACAUUCUAUGCAAUGACGAAUUACUAGGAAAGGACCAUACAUUAAAAUUUGUAUACGUCACACGUUGGCGAUUCCGCGACCCACCGCUACGGUUGCAGUAUAGGCCUAAGAUUGACUUGUGA